Molecule: messenger RNA, 1058 nt
Organism: Myxocyprinus asiaticus (Chinese sucker)
Lineage: Eukaryota; Metazoa; Chordata; Actinopteri; Cypriniformes; Catostomidae
Product: ubiquinol-cytochrome-c reductase complex assembly factor 2
Exons: 4
Coding region: 138-527 (129 amino acids)
Biological process (GO): mitochondrial respiratory chain complex III assembly
Cellular component (GO): mitochondrial matrix
Source: RefSeq, a predicted model, not a curated record
CAAACCGUAUAAAGCGUUCGACGGGUUCCCCUCAUGAGGACUGAAUUUUAAAAACGCCGUACGGAUUGUCCCUCCACGGUUUACAGAUAUACAGCACAGUUGUGCAACACAGCACAUAUAUUCCCUACACAUAAAAAAUGUCAGCGACCAGAUACCGUCGGUUUCUCAAGCUAUGCGAGGAAUGGCCGAGGGACGAAUCAAAGAAAGGUCGAGAUUUAGGAACGUUUUUACGUCAAAGAGUGGCCAGUGCUUUCAGAGAAGGCGAGAAUACACAGAUUUCAGACCCAGAGAAAUGUGAUCAGAUGUAUGAAAGUUUGGCCCGCAUCAACAGUAACGUGUACAAAGACAACUUUCCUCGAGUAAAAGAUACAAGUUUUACAGGUGUAACAGUGGAAGAGUGUCGAAUGCUAUUGGCAACGGGAAACAUGCAACAGAUGGAUGAGGAGAAGAAGGGGUUGUGGAAGACAUUAAUGGACCGCUUCUCCUCAAAACCUGAAGAUGCCCCCCCUGAAAAAACUGAAAAAUAGUUGUGCUGUACAGAACUUAUUCCCUUAUGCAUAUGUAUAUAUAAAUCUUCACUUCUAACAGCUACUGUGGAUCUCAUCAUUAUGGUUCGACAGAGACAGUUUUCCAAGUAAAACUGGUGUUUGGAAAUGAAACCACUCAGAAUACCAUAUAAUAUCCAGUAUUAGGAAAUACUUUUUUUCCAUAGUCCCAGAGCAGCAAAAAAGUUUUUGUUUUCUAUAAAAUGUUCCAAUAGCUACGUUACGAUCCCACUAGACAAUUUCCACUGGAUGAUUUGAAUUGCCAUUAUUUGUAAUGAUUGGAGUUUUUUUUUAUAUUUAUUAUAAUUUUUGCUCAAGUAUAUUUUUCAUGCCCUGCACUUAAUAAGCAAGAAUAUAUUUUAAUAAAAGAGUGGGUCUGCUGUUUUGCAUAUAAAUAGGCAUGGUGAUAAAGGGCAGUUUCACCUAUGAGUUGCUUAUUUACAAACAAACAAAAAAAGCACAUUUAUUUUUGGGGAUUAAAGAUUAUCUUAGAAAUAUAUACAUUUCCUUUGA